AUGUUGCGCACGACCAGCAAGGUGCUCAAGCCCGCCCGCGCCAGCCGCGCCUUCUCGGCCGCCUCGGGCAACGAGGUCAUCGGCAUCGAUCUCGGCACGACCAACUCGUGCGUCGCCGUCAUGGAGGGCAAGAGCCCGCGUGUCAUUGAGAACUCGGAGGGCUCGCGCACGACGCCGUCGGUGGUCGCGAUCCUCGAGAACGGCGAGCGCCUCGUGGGCAUGCCCGCCAAGCGCCAGGCCGUCACCAACCCCACCAACACGCUCUACGCCGUCAAGCGCCUCAUUGGCCGCAAGUUCAGCGACAAGGAAACGCAGGAAGUCUCCAAGGUCGUCUCGUACAACAUCGUCGCCGGCACCAACGGCCAGGACGCCUGGGUCGAGGCCCAGGGCCAGAAGUACUCGCCCUCGCAGAUCGGCUCGAUGGUCCUCACCAAGAUGAAGGAGACGGCCGACGGCUUCCUCGGCAAGACGAUCACGCAGGCGGUCGUCACGGUCCCUGCCUACUUCAACGACUCGCAGCGCCAGGCCACUAAGGACGCGGGCAAGAUUGCCGGCCUUGACGUGCUCCGUAUUAUCAACGAGCCCACGGCCGCUGCCUUGGCCUACGGUAUGGACAAGGCCGACGGCAAGGUCAUCGCUGUCUUUGAUUUGGGUGGUGGUACCUUCGAUGUCUCCAUCCUUGAAAUCUCGGGCGGUGUCUUUGAGGUCAAGUCGACCAACGGUGACACGCUUUUGGGCGGUGAGGAUUUCGAUGAGGAGCUCCUCCGCUUCCUCGUCGGCGAGUUCAAGCGCGAGUCGGGCAUCGACCUCAGCGGUGAUGUCCUUGCCAUGCAGCGCCUCCGCGAAGCUGCCGAGAAGGCCAAGCGUGAGCUUGAUGGUCUUGCCCAGACGGACGUCUCGCUUCCGUUCAUCACGGCCGAUGCCACGGGCCCUAAGCACUUGAACAUCAAGAUCACGCGCGCCCAGUUUGAGAAGCUUGUCGGCCACCUCAUCGAGCGCACCUUGAACCCGUGCAAGAAGUGCGUCAAGGACGCUGGCGUCUCGAAGGAGGAGAUCAACGAGGUCAUCUUGGUCGGUGGCAUGUCGCGCAUGCCCAAGGUGCAGCAGUCGGUCGAAGACUUCUUUGGCAAGCGCCCUCGAAGGGGCGGUGUGCUCCGCGGUGACGUCAAGGACAUCUUGCUCCUCGAUGUCACGCCGCUCUCGCUCGGCAUUGAGACGCUUGGCGGUGUCUUCACCAAGCUCAUUCCCCGCAACACGACGAUCCCGACCAAGAAGUCGCAGGUCUUCUCGACGGCGUCGGACAACCAGACGCAGGUCGGCAUCAAGGUCCUCCAGGGCGAGCGUGAAAUGGCCGCUGACAACAAGUCGCUCGGCAACUUCGACCUCCAGAACAUCCCGCCGGCCCCGCGCGGUAUCCCCCAGAUCGAAGUCAGCUUCGACAUUGACGCCAACGGCAUCGUGAACGUCUCGGCCCGCGACAAGGCCACGGGCAAGGAGCAGUCGAUUGUCAUCCAGUCGUCGGGCGGCCUCUCGGAGGACGAGAUUGAGCGCAUGGUCCGUGAGGCCGAGCUCAACGCCGAGGCCGAUGCCAAGCGCAAGGAGCUCAUUGAAGUCAAGAACGAAGCCGACUCGCUCGUCUACAACGCCGAGAAGACGCUCUCGGAGCACGAGUCGAAGCUCGACGCUGCCCUCGUCGAAUCGGUCAAGGCCUCGAUGCAGGCUGUCCGCGACGCCAUUGAGAAGGACGACGCUGCCACGAUCAAGGCUGCCCUCGAGGACAUGCAGAAGGCCAGCAUGAAGAUUGGCGAGGCCAUCUACAAGCAGGGCAACGCUGACGGCGCCGCCUCGGAGGAGGAGAAGAAGGAGGACGUCCACGACGCCGAGUUCAAGGACAAGAAGCCCUAA
This is a messenger RNA of Saprolegnia parasitica CBS 223.65, 1905 nucleotides long. Its product is annotated as chaperone dnaK. Gene Ontology annotation, molecular function: ATP-dependent protein folding chaperone; ATP hydrolysis activity; heat shock protein binding. Gene Ontology annotation, biological process: protein refolding; cellular response to unfolded protein. Bases 1 to 1905 code for a protein of 634 amino acids. The transcript is spliced from 2 exons. NCBI's taxonomy places the organism in Eukaryota, Oomycota, Saprolegniomycetes, Saprolegniales, Saprolegniaceae. Gene Ontology annotation, cellular component: cytoplasm; mitochondrion. The record is from RefSeq and is a predicted model, not a curated record.